CCGGCUUUGUCAAUUUCGGAUUUCCAUGCGCCAUCUCCGGUCCUUUCCCUUUCCAAGUUCCCUCCUUUCCUUUUUCUCUCCUUUGGGAGGAUAAUCUCAUUUUGAAGGAAAAACUAAGCUCUCUCUAAGUUCAACAAGAAAAAUCUUCUUUGCUUCCAUGUCUUAAACUCCGAGUUUCUCCUCUUCUACAAGGUUUGCUUAUAGUAGGAGAGUUAAGGGGAAGCCAAGAGAAGCAAUGGCUUCCAAGAAAGAGCUCGGCCAAGAAGAACCGCAGAGGCCUUUGGUGGGAUUUGAAAAAGUUGCAGGAGAAAACAAAGAAAGCUCCAAAACGGAGUCUGAAGAGAACAGCUCAGAUGGCUCAUGUCAAAACUCUCCAAGAGGAGUUUUAGAGACUCCAACAUCAAGUGUUCAUUCUGACAGUGGAAGCAGCAAUGAGAGCUCAUCCUCCAUAGAUAGAUCACUAAGUCCUGAAGGGACUGUACUGGAAUGUCACAGUUCUCAGUGGAGAAAUCUGAUAGGUGGGUUAUUGCAGAGGAAGAAGAGAAGUAUCAUGAGGUUGUCGACCUUUCCGCCAGCCAUGAAAGCCUCAUGCUUGGAGAGGAAGUGCUUGGGGAUUUCUCAGAGCGGCGAAGAACAAUCCAAGGGUGGAUUAGUUCAGCUGGAGAUUCCUAUGAGGAAGCCAUGUUGGAGGAAUUUCGAUCAUCAGGAGCUUGUGGUGGCGACAGAUAACUUUAGUCAUGAGAAUUUGAUUGGAAAGGGAGGACAUGCAGAGGUCUAUAAAGGCUGUCUUCCUGAUGGCCAACUAGUGGCUGUGAAGAGGUUAACUAAGAAAGACAAAGAAGAAGAGAGAAUCGGCGAUUUCUUAUCGGAGCUCGGAAUCAUUGCCCAUGUUAAUCACCCAAAUGCUGCACAGCUUCUUGGAUUUGGAGUUGAGGGAGGCUUGCAUAUGGUUCUCCAAUUCUCUCCACAUGGAAGCUUGGCUUCUGUGCUUCAUGGUAUAUUAUUCAUGAAGGUCAGGUUUGAGAUUGCUUUGGGAAUAGCAGAAGGGCUUUGCUAUCUUCAUGAAGGAUGCCAAAGGCGUAUAAUCCAUAGAGAUAUCAAAGCCUCCAAUAUACUUCUCACUGAGGACUAUCAACCUCAGAUCUCAGAUUUUGGCCGCAAAUGGCUUCCAGACAAGAACCAUCAUGUUGUGUUUCCCAUUGAAGGCACUUUGGAGAAGCUUGGUGAAUGCCUGAUAGAUCCUUCAUUGGAGAUGAUUCUGAUUCUGAAACAACUGAACUUUAAUUCUGUAGCUACAAUGUGCAUUCAUCAUAUCUCAACUUCCAGGCCUAGCAUGAGUAAUGUGGUUCAGCUUCUAAGGGGAGAAGUAGGAACACAGGAGUUAUGGGGAGAUUCGAAGCCAAGGUCGCCGUUACUUGAUGCCUGUGAGUUUGUAGAUUAUACUUGUUCGAGGUAUCUAAGUGAUCUCCACCGGCACAAGCAGCUGGCAUUGGAGCAAUGAAAUUAGAUAUAGGGGUUCUGUAAAGGUGUUCAAAUGGUGAUUUUUAACUGUUGUUGUAUUGUGUUUGUUUAUAAGUCUUGCAAAGAAGGAAUAGCUCAAGUCA
Molecule: messenger RNA, 1604 nt
Organism: Dendrobium catenatum
Lineage: Eukaryota; Viridiplantae; Streptophyta; Magnoliopsida; Asparagales; Orchidaceae
Product: receptor-like cytosolic serine/threonine-protein kinase RBK1
Biological process (GO): protein phosphorylation
Molecular function (GO): protein kinase activity; ATP binding
Source: RefSeq, a predicted model, not a curated record